Molecule: messenger RNA, 3547 nt
Organism: Archocentrus centrarchus (flier cichlid)
Lineage: Eukaryota; Metazoa; Chordata; Actinopteri; Cichliformes; Cichlidae
Product: anoctamin-9
Exons: 24
Coding region: 132-2450 (772 amino acids)
Biological process (GO): chloride transmembrane transport
Cellular component (GO): plasma membrane
Molecular function (GO): chloride channel activity; protein dimerization activity
Source: RefSeq, a predicted model, not a curated record
AGCAGUUUGGUUUAAAAGACUUUUGGCCGUCAGACAUCCGCGUGAUGCAGAAACGUUCAUGAACUGACAGCUGGUGGAUGGAUGCAGUCUGAGUGACGGAACUUCAUAUCAGCUCUGGACCGACUUUCAGCAUGUUCUUCAAGGCUGUCGAGGAAAAUAUUGAGCUGAGCAACAGAGAUGAUGGCACUGAGCCUUUACUUCCUUCAAUGCCCACCCAGAGGACGUUUGACUACGUGCUCGUGGCCAAUAAGGUGGACGAUGAGCAAAAGUCUUUGAGACAGGACGCCUUUAUCGAGCAACUAAAAAAGAAAAAUAUCGCAGUCACUAUGAUUUCCCAUCAUGACAAAGUGUUUUUCGGCCUGCGUGCUCCCAGUGACAUGUUUGAAGACUAUCAGUACCUGCUCAAAGUUUCUGACUCCUGCAACUGCUGUGGAGAUGUGAAUGGAGCUGUCCCUCAGACAACCAGGAUCCGAAUUGUUCAUUUCAUCCUUCAUCAGACCUUCAUCAACACAGGAGAAAACCUGGAAGAGCUCCUCAAAAAGGACGUGUUUGAAACCAUGUUCUGUCUUCAUGAGAAAAAGGAGCAGGAAGAGCUGAGGAAGAAGUGGGCACGAUGGACAGCUCUCUUUAACAGACAACCAUUCGAUGCCAUCAAGUCUUACUUUGGGGAGAAGGUGGCUCUGUACUACCUUUGGCUCACCUGGUACACUAAACUGCUGGUUCCAGCUGCUAUUCUGGGUGUUGUAGUGUUUCUCUAUGGCCUUGCUUUUUUCAACACCAACCCUCUCAUUAAUGAAGUGUGUCACUCCAACAUCACCAUGUGUCCUCGCUGUGAUAAGAAGUGUAAAGCAUGGCAACUCUCAGACAGCUGCACCUAUGCUAAGGUCACACAUUUGUUUGACAAUGAAGGCACUGUGGCUUUUGCAAUGUACAUGGCAAUCUGGGCCACACUGUUCUUGGAGCUGUGGAAGAGACACCGAGCCAAUCAUGUCUCUCAAUGGAAAGUCUAUGACUGGAGUGAGGAGGAGGAGGAACUGAUUGUGGAAAUAGUGAAUGAUCCGGACUGUAACCCCAAACAGUUCAGACACUCCUAUCUGCAGAGUACCCUGGUCCUCAUCCUGUUAACACUCAUGUUGAUGCUGAUCAUUGGCCUUGCCCAUGCUCUUGUGGUGUUUCGAGUCAUUGCGGCCCCCUUGAUGUCUGAAAGCAAGUGGGAGUUUUUGAGCGAGCACGCCAACCUUGUGGCUGUGAUGCUUGGAGCUGUGCUGCACUAUGUCACCAUUCAGAUCAUGACUCGCGUCAACAGAUGGGUCUCCUUGAAGCUGUGUGAAAUAGAGAAGCUGAACUCACUUGCUGCAACAGAGAGAAGCUUCACAGUCAAGAUGUUCACCUUCCAGUUCUUCACUCUCUUCUCCUCGCUCUUUUAUGUGGCCUUUUUUCUGGGCAGGAUAAAUGGCCAUCCAGGAAACUAUGUGCGCAUCGCUGGGGUUCGACUGGAAGAGUGCCAUCCCAGUGGCUGUAUGACAGACCUGUUCAUCCAGAUGGCUGUAAUCAUGCUGCUCAAACAGACUCUCAACAACAUCGUUGAGUUCACAGGACCCUGGUUGAAGAGGCUUGUGAAUAAAAGAUCUUCAAAGAAGUUGGAGAGGAAAUGUGGUCGCUGUUACAGGAAGUCCUGUCGUGAUGAAGACGGACGCUUUGAACCGUGUGAUAUUUGUAAACUUCGCGACUGGCUGCGCAACUAUCACCUGGUCAAGAGUGAUGCUUUCAGCCUGUUCAACGAAUUCCUGGAAAUUGUGAUCCAGUUUAGUUUCACCACCAUAUUUGUGGCAGCAUUUCCCCUCGCGCCCCUUUUGGCUCUCAUCAACAACAUCUUUGAGAUUCGUCUGGAUGCUAUCAAGAUGGUCCACCUGGAGCAACGGCUGGUUCCCAAGAAGACUAAUGACAUCGGUGUGUGGACAGAGCUGCUGGAGAUCAUCGGCGUGUUGGCAGUAAUUGCUAAUGGUCUGGUUAUUGGAGUCACGUCAGACUUUAUUCCUCGCCUUGUCUACCGUUACCGUUAUGGCCCAUGUGCUAAAGGAUUCACUCACACAGACUGCAUGGAGGGCUACAUUAAUGACACUCUGUCAACAGCCUUUAUGGAUCCCUCGAACUCAGACAUAUUUAUAGAUCCCAGUGAGAGGCAUAGCUUCAAUGUCACACUGUGCAGCUACAGAGACUACAGGAGUGUGGAGGACCACUCGCUGACUUCUCAGUUCUGGUUGGUCCUGGCUGUGCGCUUUGCCUUUGUUAUCCUCUUUGAGCAUGUUUUAGUGUUGUGUAAGUUUAUAGCAGCCUGGUUCAUCCCAGAUAAUUCCACACGUGUGAAUAAUGAACGCCUGCACGACAAACUGACUCGACUGAAAAAGGAGCUGCGUGAUAGGAAACGCAGCAGAUCAACAGAUGUCUGACUCCCCCAUGCUGACCUCAGAUCUGCUCCCACUGACAAAUGGACAAAGUGCUACCUGGUUGAAAUAUGAAAUGGAAAGAUGGAUUCUUCUUAUAAUAAUUUAUGUUUGUGGCACUAGAUUUCAGCUGGAACUUUAUGAGGUUUAUGCGUUUAUAUAUGUCAGGGUAUUAACAGACUCCAGCUGUGAUGUUUUUAUAUUAAAAGUUAUUUUUGUCAUUUAAUUUGUUUAAUACCUUGUUGUUGCAGGUCUUGUGAGAUGAACAGUUUCCAGCCAAGAGUCAAAAGAUUGUCAUUGACUUUACAAAUUGUCUAAACUGCUCAUUGAACCGCCUGUUCCUAAAACCACAGUUUUGGUCUUGAGCGCUUAAAUCUGUGUUCAUGCACUGCCAGGUACCAAACAAGUGUGUCCCACUUCCAUGCUACUUUAAAUCAUUAUCAAUGCAGUGCUCAAUUACAUUAUUUCUGCUAAAUCCAAGAGCACAGUGAAAUAAUUAAUCACUAUCAAUGGCAGCUUUGUUAGGAGCUUCCACACAAUAAUCUGUUUACAUUUAAAACCAAGUACUGCAAAUCAGACACACUGUGGAUCAACAUGAAGGUUAAAUGUGUAUUUUUAUCAAAGGUUUACACAAAUACUAAAAACAAUUUCCAUUAAUAGGUCAUGAGAAAAUAAUGUCUCUUUAUAGCAGACCUACAUGCUUCUAGAUCAUUGCUGGGUUUGUGAUUUGUCAUGUGACUCUUAAGUGUUGUGUGACGGCUCAGAUUUGAUGAAGCUGCUGGAGAUGAAUUCUGCAGAUGUGAGGUUCUGAACAGGAAGUCAUUCAGUGACCUGGUGCAUACAUUCAUUCAUUCGGUUUUAAAAACCAAACCAGAAGUUGUUUAUAAUCACAGUUUCAUGGAGUAUGUUUGAACUGAGCCAGAAUCAUGAGGUGGUGGAGGAUCCUCAGCAGUAACAAGCUGUGAACACGUUUACGUGCUGGCUCAUGAGCGCUGAUGUUGGAGCGUUGGUUUCACAGUAUCAGCUCUCAUCAGCUGAUUUGAAUUUGUAUACUGACACUAUGUCUGCAAGCCACAAGCAGGGAAGAUGAUGUGCUGAAGGAA